Molecule: messenger RNA, 261 nt
Organism: Rotaria sp. Silwood1
Lineage: Eukaryota; Metazoa; Rotifera; Eurotatoria; Philodinida; Philodinidae
Source: the annotation of a GenBank genome assembly
AUGUUUUGGCAUAUAUUAGAUAGUAAUGAAAAUAUUGCAACUAUUUUACUAAUCACAUUAUCAAAUUUAGCAUAUCUUUCUAUACAUCUCUUUGAUGCAAAAUUUAAUGAAUUUGAAACGUUUAUUAGAAAAAUCUAUUCAAAAUUAAAAGUUUUGCGUGUUAUUAUUCAAUCUAAAGAUAUUGAUUUUAUUGAUGCUCAUCGAUGGAAACAACUAAUUUUACAAUAUUUACCUCAAUUGGAAAAAUUUUAUUUAUAUUAA